AUGGAUCCCGCGGCGCACAAACUACGCCGCGGCAUUAUGGACAUUAUUAUGAAAUUAUGCUUUGGCAGGGAUGUGAACUGCACCGGCGGAUCAAGGGAAUCGGCCGCCAUCGUCGACUCCAUGAUAACCCUGUCCCGCAGCUUCGCUCUGAUCAAGCAUUUCCCCAUCCUCGGGACUGCGAUGCAAUCGUUUCCCAGCCCAAUCCUGGCGCGUAUUCUCCCCGGCUUCGUCGACUUUCGCAAGGUGAGUUGUUGCCAAGAAAAACGGUCUUGGAUCCAGAUGCUUGGCCUAUUUGUGUCUGGCACGUCUGACAUGUUCGCCAAACUUCCGCAGCAAUGCGCUGCGUGGGUCGCCGAGGUCCGUGAGAGACAUCAAAACGGCGUAUGCAGAGACGAGUCUGGCCGGCAGACUGUCUUUGACGCGAUCCUCGAGGCCGAGCCCGAGCGCACAACUAAAGGGCUGGUGGACGAGGCUUUUUCCCUUGUUGUUGGGGCGCGGAGGCCACGGUGA
Molecule: messenger RNA, 510 nt
Organism: Metarhizium album ARSEF 1941
Lineage: Eukaryota; Fungi; Ascomycota; Sordariomycetes; Hypocreales; Clavicipitaceae
Product: calcineurin-dependent
Exons: 2
Coding region: 1-510 (169 amino acids)
Molecular function (GO): heme binding; monooxygenase activity; iron ion binding
Source: RefSeq, a predicted model, not a curated record